GUUGUCUCUUCGAUGUGGCUGCUCAGUAGCUCAGUAGCUUCCAGCGUUGCGUACAAAUCGUACAAAAAUAUGUGGUGGAGCCGUAAGUUAGCCUCGAGAUGUCUCCGCCUCCACAGGGCCAAGAGCACCGCCUCAGAGCCGGAGCAGACGCUGGGCAUCAUCGGAGUGCCCUUCGCCAAGGGUCAGGGCAAGCAGGGCGUGGAACUGGCACCGGAUCUCCUCCGGCAGAGCAGUCUGCGGCAGGUCCUACAAAGUAGUCAUGAUGGCUUGGUUAUAAGGGACUAUGGUAACCUGCAGUACUCCGUGGACGAGUCCUUGCUGCAGCAACAGCGCGUCCACUACCACCACAUCCGGAACUAUGCCGACUUCAUGGCCUGCAACCGGGCGCUGAUCGAGCAGGUGAAGGAGAUGCUCAAGGAGAACUCCCAGUUCCUGGCCAUUGGCGGUGAUCAUGCCAUCGGUUUUGGUUCGGUGGCUGGACAUUUACAGCAUACGCCGGAUUUAUCGCUGGUGUGGAUCGAUGCACAUGCGGACAUCAAUCUGCAUAGCACCUCGCAGUCGGGCAACAUCCAUGGCAUGCCCGUGUCCUUUCUAUUGGAGCAGCUGCGCACCACCUGGCAGCAUGCCGGCCUCCAGGACAUAGCUCCCAACUGUUUGCCCAAGGAUCAGUUGGUUUACAUCGGCCUGAGGGACAUUGACCCCUACGAGGCGUUCAUACUGAACAAAGUUGGAAUACGCUACUAUGCCAUGGAUACAAUCGAUCGCGUGGGAGUGCCCAAGAUCAUUGAGAUGACUCUGGAUGCGCUGAAUCCCCAGAACAAGAUCCACGUUAGCUUCGACAUCGACGCCCUGGACAGCAAUGUGGCGCCUAGCACCGGUACCGCCGUCCGGGGCGGUCUCACCCUCCGCGAGGGCAUCAGCAUCGUGGAGGCACUGCGGGACACCAAGCGGGUCCAGGGCGUGGAUCUCGUGGAGAUCAAUCCAAAGCUGGGCAGCGAGCGAGAUGUUCGCACCACCGUCGAGUCCGGCUUGGAGAUCCUUAAGAGCAUGUUUGGCUAUCGGAGAUCCGGAAACUGGAGCAACAUCGACACUGGCAUCCUGGGGAGCGAUUAAACGGUGGAAUAACAAAUCCAAAGCGCCUUGGAACUUAUCAAUAUUUAUGUACAAUAUUUCUCCAAUAUUUGUGUUUCUUUUCAUAAAUUUUUUUUUUUUUUUUUGUUUGUCAGUUGAAUAAAAAAUUAGUUUAAAAAAUAAAACAAAAAAAACGCCGA
Molecule: messenger RNA, 1271 nt
Organism: Drosophila ananassae
Lineage: Eukaryota; Metazoa; Arthropoda; Insecta; Diptera; Drosophilidae
Gene: arg
Product: arginase-1
Exons: 5
Coding region: 13-1113 (366 amino acids)
Cellular component (GO): cytosol; cytoplasm; nucleus
Molecular function (GO): arginase activity; manganese ion binding
Source: RefSeq, a predicted model, not a curated record